GCGUUAUCGGCAGUAGAGUCUAAACGUUCUACACUCAUUCUUUAGUACGAAGUCAAAUUUCAAGAAGAUUAACAUGAAAGUGAAUUUUGUGAUCUUUAUGCUUAUAUUUGGAACGGCUGUAGUUGCAAAUGCAGAAGCUUUCAUUUCUCGUUCGGAACCCAGCGUAACUCCAAAAUUGCCAAGUUCCGGACACAAUGCAAUUGAUGCGAACAAUGUGAAACAAGACCGUAAGGCAAUUGAAGAUAGUCGAAAGAAUCGGCAAAUUGCUUUCAAUACUGAAGAACAAAUAAGUUUCGAUGAUGUCGAAGGGUCAUAUGAAGAAAACGAAGAUGGUUCAGAUGCAGAAGGUAAUGGUUUCGAUGAAGAAGACGACGAUGAUGUUGCAAGAGACGAUGAUACAGAAGAAGGCGAUGAGACAGACGAAGGCGAUGAUACAGAACGAGGCGAUGAUACAGAAGGAGACGAUGAUUCAGAAGAAACUAUGGAACCUAUUGAGGUGGAGUCUAUGUGGAAGUGGAUACGGAAAAUGUUAUUUUAGUAAUUCUGAUUUCUACCUUCUUGGCCCUUGUAAUUACAACAGUUUACUGGAAAUAUUGGCUUUUACAGAGUUCAAAUUUUCCCAAAUAAUUUUUAUAAUUAUGAUACUGACAAUACCUCUUCAGUAAAAUUUAGUUAGGAACUUCCUACAAUAAUUAUUUAACUGGACCAUACAAACAAAAGGCACUUGUAAAUAAGGUUUAAAAACUUCCUAAAAAGGACUGUUUAUCAGGACUAUUUGCUUUUGAAUAAUUUUUUUAUCACAAAAAGAAUAUAAAACAACUGUUGACUGUAACCGCACAGUCCUUAUCUAAGUUCAGUUUGAAGUCGACAUUCGGGAAAUAAACAUGAAAGCGUAUUUUGUUCUCUGUAUGUUUACGAUUGGAACACUUACAAGUAAUUUUUCAAUCUUUGCUGAGUAAAUAUUUGGGAAAUUUCACAUUCUACUUAUACAUUCUACUUAUGUUGGUACAGAGGCACUUCCAAAUUUACCACCUUCGGUUCUACUCCAAACGAAAUUACCUGAUACAGCAUACGAUACAGAUAUUGCGGAUGAAACUGUUACGGAAAACAUAAAGCCAGAUCGAAGGUCAUUCGAAGAAGAAGGAGACGGUUUUAAUGUUGAAAGAAUGACAAAAGCGAAAAUUACGAGAGGAAGGCUGGCAGAGGAAAAUCCAAAUGUUAAAGGCUUGGGAAGUGGCUCUAUAAUCAACGGACUACUGACUGGUUUGAUUAUUCUCGUCACUUUAGCUGUUUUUUUACUAUUUGUUUGCUGGCUAUAUUGCUAUUCGAAAAAACUUUUCUUAUUUUACACUUUCUCAAAUAAGUUCUGAAAUUAUGCUGAGCCAUUUAGGCGGCAAACCUCAUCAACAUUUUCCAUUUGGGCUUUGCAAUAUCUACAUUAAAGAUUUUAUUUGAAAUAGAUAAGUCAAUACAGUGGUGAUACUGUUACUGAUACUGUAGAUCGUGCUAAGUGACAAGAUUUAGAGAUAGCGUAAAAGUGUUGAUAGAAUUUACUUGGACAUGAGUUAAACAGAAGUUUAAUUAAUUAACAAUUUAGUCAAUAAUUUCUUAAAAAGAGUUUUAAUAAUUAAGCGUAAUAAUUUACUAGAUCGAACUGGUCCAAGUGCCUAGGCUCACUGGGUUCACUCACCGAACCUUAGAAACGUCGUCGCUGAGCGUACCAACUUUUUAUUAAACUUUUUAAUCCUUAGCGAAUCUUAGUAAAUCUUUUCAAGGUUCGCUUAUGGGAAAUUAAAAAAAGCCAAAUGUCCGCACAAAUAAAGUGGAUCCUAUUAAAAUGCUUUCUUCAUGAUUAUUUUGUAAAGAUGAUGUGUCAAAUAUUAUCUUCGAAUUUAUUCAAUUGCUUAAGAUGCGGUUAUGACCGAUAAACAAAGACAAACUUUGAGAAACACUGGCAGAAACCAUUUCGCUAAAGACAAACUUUGUUAAUGAUUCUUCAAUCUUUUGAUGUUUCACAUUGAGUGAGGUGUUUAUCGAUUAAUUUGCUCUGCAAAAAUGGAGAGUGAGGGAGUUGUGGAUCUAACUGGAAAUAAUAGAGGCUGUCCUUAGCUUAUAGAAUGUCAUGUAAGUUGAUUGCAAUGAAUUUUAUACAAGACCGUCGCUCAUGGUUUGUUCAAAAUUCACGGACAUAUACCAAAUUUUCAAAAAAUAUCAUUUUUUGUUACCAAUAUUUAUCGGAGAAAGUUGGAUGUUGUCUUAAUUGGUAGCUGAGGACAGCAUCUAUUAGUUGCAGAUAUGUCAAAUUUUUAUUAGCAGAGUAAAUAUCAUCUAAGAAAAUCGGUUUCUUUGAGCCAUUGUCACUAGAAUGUACGAUAUUGAUAGGUGUGUUUAUCUUGUUUAAUUAUAUACAUCGGACUCUACUGCAUAAAUUGAUAAAACUCAAUACGCACGAGGCAUCGAAAACGUGUUUCGAUCAAAAUUUUCUGUGUUCUUUGAUGCUUAACGAAACUGUAACAAAGAGAAUUUUGAUCGAAACACGUUUUCGAUGUCUGUUUUGAGCUCAGAUUAAACUUUUCAAUUUUACACUGAUUUUUUGAAUAGUUUUCUUUUCUCAAUCUGCACUAACCCCUAUAGAAGACUUUCUUCAAUUUGUUUUAUGUCAAUCUUUAUUUCUCGUCAAGGGCUUACUGAAUCGCUCGUGAGACCCAAAAAAGUAAGCUCCAAUACAUAUACAUUGUCAUACAACUUUGGACUAUGUACAUUCCGCAAGAUUUCAACAUUUGGAAUCAUUAUUUCUUUUUAAAUAUCAGCAAUUUAUUAAUUAUUUUUAGUGACAAUGAUAUAUUUAUUUAUCUACAAUGUUUGGAAAUGCUGAACCUGUUACAGACGGCUGUCAUCUGUUAUCGACAACGACAGCAAUAAUUAACGACAAGCUCUGACUAAUUAGU
Messenger RNA from Bradysia coprophila, 2948 nucleotides. RefSeq lists its product as uncharacterized. The record is from RefSeq and is a predicted model, not a curated record. Lineage: Eukaryota; Metazoa; Arthropoda; Insecta; Diptera; Sciaridae.